Molecule: messenger RNA, 1526 nt
Organism: Chrysoperla carnea
Lineage: Eukaryota; Metazoa; Arthropoda; Insecta; Neuroptera; Chrysopidae
Product: UDP-glycosyltransferase UGT5-like
Exons: 5
Coding region: 310-1506 (398 amino acids)
Molecular function (GO): UDP-glycosyltransferase activity
Source: RefSeq, a predicted model, not a curated record
GAUAAUGUAUUUAGUGUAAAUAUUUUAGUAUUAUCACCAAUUCCAUCUCAUAGUCACUCGUUAUGGCAUCGUGUACUUGUUCAAGAAUUGGUCAAAAAUGGUCACAAUGUUACAUUUGUUUCACCUGAUUUUGAAAAAAAUCCUAAUAAUUAUACUUUUAUACAUCUUGAAGGUGUUUAUGAAAAAUUACUUGUGGAGGAUUGGAAUUUCGAUGAAUUUGAAAAAGUCAAUCCAUUCGAUACCCUGUUAUUAGAUUGGGGUCCAACUUGUUGUCAAUUUCAAUUGGAAUCAAAUGGAUUUAAACAACUUAUGGAAUAUCCAAAAAAUACAUUUGAUUUAAUAAUAUAUGACAUAUCAAUGUUACCAGAAUGUAAUUAUCCAUUAAUUAAGAAACUUGGCUCCCCGCCAAUAAUUGGUACCAGUCCGUUAGGAAUGCUACCAUGGUACAACGUACAUACUGGUGAUUGGUUAUAUCCAGCAAUUUUCCCAUUUUAUACUUUACCAUGUGAUGAUAAAAUGUCGUUUGGAGAACGAUUUAUAAAUUUUUAUGUACAUUUAUAUCAAAUAUGGCAUCGAAUUUAUAUCACAACCCCGAAAGUUUUAAAUGUGAUGAAAGAAUUUUAUGGUCCUGAUGCUGAUUAUUCUUUGGAUUUGGAUAAACAAAUUAGUUUGUUUUUAAUGAAUAUGGAUCCUGUUCUUGGAUAUCCAAGACCUUUAACACCCAAUACCAUACCGAUUGGUGGCUUACAUAUUAAAUUAAAAGGAAGUUUACCAAAAGAUGUAAAGGAAUUUUUGGAUAAUGCCAAAGAAGGUGCAAUAUUCUUUUCUAUGGGAUCUAAUAUUCGUUCAGAUAUUCUAGAUAAAUCGAAAAGAGAAGCUUUAUUAAACGCAUUCGCUCAAUUACCAUAUAAAAUACUGUGGAAAUUUGAAUCCGAUAAUUUACCGGGGAAACCUGAUAAUGUGAUGAUCCAUAAAUGGUUGCCACAACCCGACGUUUUAAAUCAUCCAAAUGUAAAAUUAUUCAUAACGCAUGGUGGAGAAUUAAGUAGCCAAGAAGCAAUUUAUUUUCAUAAACCGACAGUUGGAAUACCAAUAUACUUAGAUCAAAAGUUUAACACUGAACGAAUGCAACGAAAGGGCAUAAGUAUUGCCUUAAAUUUGCACACGCUCAACGCAAAUGAUAUUGUUAAAGCUGUCCAUGAAGUUAUUGAAAAUCCAAAAUACACAAAAAACAUCGAACGUAUAUCUUCUGCAUUUCGUAACCAACCUCUAACGCCAAUGAAAAGAGCUAUAUUUUGGAUUGAAUACGUGAUUCGCCAUAAAGGAGCUAAAGAAUUAGAACCAGCAUCUUUACACAUGCCUUUCUAUCAGACAUAUUGUUUAGAUAUCGUUGCCAUAACUUUAAUAUUCAGUAUUUUAAUUCUUUAUAUUUUAAAAAUGGUUCUUAGCAAAUGUUUAACACUUUUAUGUAAAAAUACACUUAAAACUAAACAUAAGACACAAUAAGCUCGAAAGAAUUAGCUAUU